GUGAAACGGUCGAUUCUCGCAUCAUCGCCCAAUGCCGCGGUUCGCCGUCGUUUGUCUCGUCCGCGAGGGCUUGCUCGACUAUGUGAACAGCAAUGGCAAGCCUCGGUCUCGAUGGUUUGUGUUGGACGGAGCUCAGCACGCCAUGACCAAGUAUACGUCGCCCGACCGAUCCAAGCAAUUGGGGCCACCCAUUCAUAUCCUUGGCGCCCGCAUUGAACGCGGCGCCGACCUAUCGUUCACAGUGCACCUCCACCAGCGAUAUCGAUCCCUCAAGCGACUUACGUACACCGCCCACUCCCAUGACGAAAAAGAAGCAUGGAUGCAGAGUUUAAUCAAUUGCAUCAACGGGAUGGCGUCAGGUCUUGCAAAGCGCAUGUGUCAUCGCGGCGUCCUGAACGGGCAGUACAUCUUCGUGCGGGAACUCGGCCGCGGGGCGUCGGGGGUUGUCUACUUGUACACAUAUCACGGCAAGCCCUGCGCAGUCAAGAAGCUGCCGACGAAAGCAACCAAGUUCAAUCACCAUGGCCAACUCACGGACGCCGUCAAGCGCGAGAUCGCUCUGCUAAAGAAGGCGACCAAUUUACCCCACGUCGUAUCGUUGUACGACGUCAUUCAAGCGCGAAGUGGGACAUGUCGCUCUGACAGCGACGGCGAGGACGGAAAUGUUUACCUGGUCAUGGAAUUUCUUGGUGGCGGACCCAUUGCCGCCUACGACAAGGUCCAAAAGCGCUUUACCACCAAGCAGCACAUGGUCGACGCUGACUUCAAACGCCUCAUGCGGUGCGCCACGAUCGGCCUCAAGUACCUUCACUCGCACCAUCUCGUCCACCGCGACAUCAAGCCCGACAAUAUCCUCAUGACGGACGAUUUCUCCGAGUGCAAAUUGGCCGACUUGGGCGUCGCGCACUGGUUUGAACCUGCGCCGACGUCGGUGGGCAUCCAAAAACAGGACUGCUCGAUCGAUCCACGACUCGUCAACUUGAGUUCGAAGGUUUGCGAAAACGCCACCGCACUAACAUCCACCGACACCGUGCCACCCCCACCGACGCCGCACGCCAGCGACACUCUCGACGACACGAAAGGCACGUACGAGUUCUUGUCGCCUGAAGCCAUCUCGGGCGAUGCCUAUUCGGGGUUCGCCGCCGAUGUGUGGGCGCUCGGCGUGACGUUGUAUGCCGUUGUGGUCGGCAAGCUGCCUUUUCAAGCGGACAGUGUCUUGGCCUUGUUUGACCAGAUCGCAGAGAAGCCAGUCGAGUUUCCGCCCACGGUUGCGCUGUCUGUCGACGUGCGAGAUUUGAUCACGCGCAUGCUGGUGAAGGACCCUGCACGCCGCAUGACGGUCGAUGAAGUCCUUGCCCACCCGUGGCUUUGCACGAGCUCGACGAAAUCGAUGUUGAUGGCACCCGCCAAGCUUGUUGUCGACGACGACGACGUGCAUGCCGCCGUGUCUCCGUUGCAGGCGAAAUUUGACAUGAUGCGCCGGGCCAGCCCCGUGGACCAAAUGUCGAUGCUGACGACGGUCGAGUGUCCUGGGGGAUCCGCGCCAGUCAGCCCACCGGCGUUUACGACAGCGCGACAUCGCCCCCACCCCAUUGACAUUGCAUCGAUUGCACUGCCGCCUGUACUGGCAUCCGAGUUGCCGACCCUCGCUCAGCAACUUCACUUUCAAUGGUGCUUUGACAAGGUCCUAGCAGGGUGGUCCUACGGUCCCCAUCGAAACGACGACCUCAAGCUGCAUCCUCUCCUCAAGCCGUUCUGGGAACUCGACGACGGCGCCCAGACCCGGAAUCGCGUGUCCGUCGAGGCGUCGCUCAAAUGCAUUCUCGCACUGGGGUACGAAAGUCGCCAUCGUGUCCAUUGGACACUGGCACGAGUGUGAUACAGGAUGCGCGCGCAGGUACACAGUCACAAGAAAACCCAACGCGCACCAGUACGUGCCAGCGUCGUUGGCGCGCAUCGCAUUACCCGGCGAGCUCGUCGUGCUUGGAGACUUGCUCGCUGAAAACGACCACGAAGUGUGGGCGACGGAAUACGUUCGAAAUGGAUGGACCCAUGGUCCCAUGUACAAUCCCGACACCAAGCAACACCCUGCCCUCGUGGCGUACACCGACCUGCCAGAAACCACGCGAGACUCGACCCGCCUGGGGGCACUCAACAUCAUCAAGAGUCUGGUCAGCUUGCAUUAUAUUGUCCAACACCGUUUUGCCAAGUUCCAGCCGACGACGUUGGCCCCACCACGGCGUUUUAGCAUCAUGCGCCGAGCAUCCACGUAGCAUGACGAGCAAACCUGGCAUCGUUGCCCCACGACGGUGCCAACCCCUUCGUCGUACGCAAUGAGCUCGAUCGGGGAAUCCGCGUCAAGAGAUCUGCAAGGAGUGCGCACCUAUGAAUAGAACAAGUUUGUAGGCAAGACGUGGAUGGCGGCGCCGCAUGUAGCCACACGUUUCUGUCACCGGCACAUGGGUGUGGUAUCUAUAUAUAUAUAUUGUACCACGACCGCGGCGGCAUUUCUC
Messenger RNA from Aphanomyces invadans, 2513 nucleotides. Its product is annotated as serine/threonine protein kinase, variant 3. Gene Ontology annotation, biological process: peptidyl-serine phosphorylation; autophagy. Gene Ontology annotation, molecular function: ATP binding; protein serine/threonine kinase activity. Gene Ontology annotation, cellular component: cytoplasm. Lineage: Eukaryota; Oomycota; Saprolegniomycetes; Saprolegniales; Verrucalvaceae. Bases 32 to 1879 code for a protein of 615 amino acids. The transcript is spliced from 9 exons. The record is from RefSeq and is a predicted model, not a curated record.